Molecule: messenger RNA, 224 nt
Organism: Adineta ricciae
Lineage: Eukaryota; Metazoa; Rotifera; Eurotatoria; Adinetida; Adinetidae
Source: the annotation of a GenBank genome assembly
UUGGAUUCCAACUUGCAUCGAACACAAUCACUCGAUUACUUCCGACUAAAUUAAUUCCAAUUCCACCGGCUAAUGUCGAAAUGAGAAAUAUUCUUCGUUUUAGUCAUGAUACUCAAGCGAUAUUUCGAUCGUAUCGUUUCGGACAGAAGAAGCCGGUUUAUAUCUAUCGAUUUUUUGGCACAGGGAACUAUGGAAGAAAAGAUCUAUCAACGGCAAGUUGUUAA